AUGAAUGAACCGUACCACGAAGUCGUCCAGGAUUUCUAUACAUCUGACCUCAAGAAACCUGUGCUGAAGGCUGGGAAUGUUUGGCCAUGCACUGGAAGGAGCAGCAGCAGCAGUUCUGGAGUUCCUUUUUCCCUCCCACGUGUCUUUCUUUGCCUCUCCUUGUUGUGCCUGAUAGGCAGUCUGCUGGGGCAUCCUCAGUGUCUGGAUUACAGGCCACCUUUCCAGCCCCCUUUUCACCUGGAGUUCUGCUCUGCCUAUGACAAUUUCGGCUGCUGUGACCAGGAGAGAGACAACAGCAUUGCAGCAAAAUACUGGGACAUCAUGGAUUAUAUUGAUCCCCGGGGGCACAAGCUGUGUGGAACAUAUAUCAAAGAUAUCCUCUGUCAGGAAUGUUCUCCGUACGCUGCACAUCUCUACGAUGCCGAAAACCCUCGGACACCCCUAAGAAACCUCCCAGGGCUUUGUUUUGACUACUGCUCCGAGUUUCACAUCAACUGCCGCUCUGCCAUCAGCCUGCUGACAAGCGAUAAGCACAUCCAAGAAUGCUGCGAGGCGAACAAGACGCGCUUUUGUAACCUCCUUCACCUGCACGAUGAGGACUACUGCUUCCCCAACGUGCUGAAGAACACGGCCCUCAACCGCAACCUGGGCUCGGUGGUGGAGGACCGCAGAGGCUGCCUCCAGCUCUGUCUGACCGAGGUGGCCAACGGCCUGAGGAACCCGGUGCUCAUGGCGCACGCCGGUGACCGUACCCACCGCAUGUUCGUAGCUGAGCAGGUGGGUGUGAUCUGGGUCUACCUCCCUGAUGGCAGCCGGCUGGAGGAGCCCUUUCUGGAUAUUAAAAAUAUAGUGCUGGCUACGCCGUGGAUUGGGGAUGAGAGAGGCUUUUUGGGCAUGGCUUUCCACCCCAAGUACAAGUACAAUGGGAAGUUUUAUAUCUAUUACUCGUACAUGGAUAAGAAUCGAGUGGAAAAGAUCAGGAUCAGUGAAUUGAAGGUUUUGGCAUCCGAUGUCAACAAGGCUGAUCCACUCUCGGAAAGGAAUCUUUUGGAGCUUGAAGAACCAGCUGCAAAUCAUAACGGUGGGCAGCUGCUCUUUGGUGUGGAUGGCUAUAUGUAUCUAUUCACAGGGGAUGGAGGGAAAGCUGGAGACCCUUUUGGAAAAUUUGGCAAUGCUCAGAACAAGAGUGCUUUGCUGGGGAAGGUCUUGAGGAUUGACGUGGAUGGAAAAAGCCCUGAUGGAAAGCCUUACCGCAUCCCUCCUGAUAAUCCAUUCGUGUCUGAUCCCAAGGCCCGUCCUGAGGUGUAUGCUUAUGGGGUCAGGAAUAUGUGGCGCUGUGCGGUUGACAGGGGCGACCCCAUCACAAAAAAGGGAAGAGGGAGGAUAUUCUGCGGGGAUGUCGGGCAGAACAGAUUUGAGGAAAUCGACAUCGUUGUUAAAGGAGGGAACUAUGGCUGGAGAGCGAAGGAGGGAUUUGAAUGCUACGACAGAAAGCUUUGCCACAAUUCCUCUCUGGAUGACAUUCUCCCCAUAUUUGCUUACGGCCGCAAUGUGGGGAAGUCGGUCACUGGAGGUUAUGUGUAUAGAGGAUGUGAGUCGCCCAACUUGAACGGCCUCUACAUUUUUGGUGAUUUCAUGAACGGUCGACUUAUGGCUUUACAGGAAGAUGAGAAGACAAGUAAGUGGAAGAAGCAAGAUAUCUGCAUUGGUAGCCCAAAAGCUUGUGCUUUCCCUGGAAUGAUCAGUUCUUACAGCAAAUUCAUCAUCUCCUUUGCUGAAGACGAAGCAG
This is a messenger RNA of Eurypyga helias (sunbittern), 1789 nucleotides long. It is a transcript of the gene HHIPL2, whose product is annotated as HHIP-like 2. The annotation marks the transcript as partial. The transcript is spliced from 6 exons. Lineage: Eukaryota; Metazoa; Chordata; Aves; Eurypygiformes; Eurypygidae. The record is from RefSeq and is a predicted model, not a curated record.